UAUCUUUCUGGCCCACGAGGCAAAAACCCUAGGAAGCCGUGGCUCUUCAACACAAAACCCAGACACCACCUCCCGGAGCUUCGGUACGCCGCGACCCUUUCCGACCGUGAGAAUGGCCGCCGCGGAGACCGACACGACCGCCUCCGGCGGGCUCGCGGGAGAGAUGGAGGUCGAGGCGUACCGCCGCCUCUUUCCCCUCGCGUUCCUCGAGCGCCACCUCCGCGAGUCCGUCCGCCCCGACGCCCGCCGCCUCGCCGAGGCCCGCCCCACUACCGUCGCCCUCGGCGCCGUCUCCUCCGCUCAUGGCUCUGCACUCAUCCGCCUCGGAGACACCGCCAUGCUUGCCUCAAUAAAGCUCGAGGUGAUGUCGCCCCCCACGGAAACCCCAGAUGAAGGAUCCGUCGCUGUGGAGUUUCAUAUGCCACCUAUCUGCUCCCCCCUUGUAAGACCAGGAAGACCGGCGGAGAUGGCGCCGGUCCUCUCCAAGGCCCUGGAGGACGUUCUAAUGAGCUCUGGCAUGAUAAAUUUGAAGGAGCUCUGUUUGAUCAGUGGGAAGGCUUCGUGGCUAGCUUACCUGGAUGUCUAUUGUUUGAAUGCUGAUGGAUCUCUAUUCGAUGCUGCAUUGAUUUCAGCGGUGGCUGCAUUUACACACUUGGAAAUUCCUCUAGUAUCUGUUGGUGAUGAUGGCAGAGUAUUUACUGUUGGAGGUAAUGAAGGCAAAACCAAAUAUGAAUUGGUAAACAGAGAAAAGAGGAAACUUACUCUCAAGGACAUUCCAUUUGCCCUUACAUGUGCACUUCACAAGGAUAAUGUUCUAGCGGACCCAACUGCUGAAGAAGAAUCAAUAAUAGAGACCUUUGUGACUGUUGCUCUAGAUUCUUCAGACCGUUUAGUGUCAAUACAAAAACCUGGAGGUGGAGUGACAUCCAUGGCAACUAUUAAGACGUGCAUUACCUUGGCGAAAGAAAGGAGACACAAGUUACAAGAAAUUCUUAUGGACUCUGUUGAAGCAAUGGAAGUCGACCAAACAGGAUAAAUCUGCAAAUAGUUCUAAUUCAGUGGUUGUACUGCCACUAGUAGGGACCUUGGAAUUUUGUUGUUUUUCACUCUGGGUAUUAUGUGUUUAUUAGUUAUAUGAACACAAAAAUGUAACAAUCUGUCUUUUGCCACUAUCUUAGACCAAGAGUCCCCUCUGAAGUAGAUGUUGUGCACCAAGAUAAACACCGGGGUAAUAAGAGGUGUUCCUGUGUUGGGAAACA
Messenger RNA from Brachypodium distachyon (stiff brome), 1259 nucleotides. Its product is annotated as exosome complex component RRP43. The transcript has 7 exons. NCBI's taxonomy places the organism in Eukaryota, Viridiplantae, Streptophyta, Magnoliopsida, Poales, Poaceae. Gene Ontology annotation, biological process: exonucleolytic trimming to generate mature 3'-end of 5.8S rRNA from tricistronic rRNA transcript (SSU-rRNA, 5.8S rRNA, LSU-rRNA); nuclear polyadenylation-dependent mRNA catabolic process; U5 snRNA 3'-end processing. The record is from RefSeq and is a predicted model, not a curated record. Bases 113 to 1036 code for a protein of 307 amino acids. Gene Ontology annotation, cellular component: cytoplasmic exosome (RNase complex); nuclear exosome (RNase complex).